CAUGCUCGGAGCUCGACCGCUUCAGCCUGUGCAGUUUCCGGGGAAGAGAGCCGGGUCGCGCGGCCAUUGUUGGCGCCACCUGCAGCCUUGGAGGGCGAGCGUCAUGGCGGCGCCCGGCCCUCUCCCCAGAACCCCUGACCUGCCCACCCUGCACGCCAAGUUACAGGCCUUGCUGCGCUUCCUCAGGGGCGCCCUGCCCAUUUCCAGCGCGCAUACGGUGAACUUCUACACCGAGUCGGUGUGGCGGGAGCUGGUCGACCUGCCUCCCGCGAGCGUGCUGGCGGCGCUGAGGAAGGUGGCGGCGAUGGAGGAGGAGGAGGCCGAGCCCGGUGAGGCGCUUCCCCUGAGAGAAGCAGAGGCGACAUCAGGUUUUAUUGAUCUCCCCAAAAUAUUUUGUGAAACUUCUCAGAAGCUGUUGAACGUGGAAGACUUUGCUCUAGCUGCAAAACACUAUUCUGUGCAAAACUUGGAACUGUGCACUCCUUUUGAGCAGUUGCUUACAGCCCUCCGAGGAGACACAGAACAGAGAACUGGUGAAAAUGUGAAGGCAACUGAGUUUAUGAAUACAAAAAAAUCUCAUGAGGUUCAGGCAAUGUCAGAGUUAAUUUGCAGUAUUGCUGAUUACUGUGGCUUAAAGCAGAUAAUUGAUGUGGGUUCUGGAAAAGGCUACCUGAGCUCCUUUUUGUCCUUAAAGUAUGGCUUAAAUGUUUAUGGCAUCGAUUCCUCAAAUACUAAUACUCAUGGAGCUAAGGAGCGAAACAGGAAGCUGAAGAAACAUUGGAACCUGUACCAGCCUCAGUCAAGACUAGAUGUCAAUGGACUGACAUUAAAAAUGCCAAAAGAAAUGACAGUGCGGAAGGAAGGAAAGUGUAGGGAAGACUUGGAGAGUGUGCCGAAGAACAGUCUUGUGAAGCAACAGAUGUCUGCUGAGGUCUUGCCAGAUUUUUCAGAGGCUGCAGUUUCAGUCAUCAGAAAACAGCAAGCAAAUCUACAUGUUGAGCCACCUGAAGAAGAAAAUUUGUGUUUUGAAAAUGGUUUUUCUCUCAUAGAGUUUUUGCCUAUUGAUGCCAUUGAACCUACUUCAUCACAGGUGUAUAACACAGAAAUGUCUGAAGUGAGGAGAGAGAGAAGAAAUGUGACAUCCAAACCAAGUGACUCAAGUAUAUAUUCGCCACUAACGUCUUUUAUCACUGCUGAUUCAGAAUUGCACGACAUUAUUAAAGAUCUGGAGGACUGUUUAAUGGUGGGUCUUCACACUUGUGGUGAUCUUGCACCAAAUACUCUGCGGAUAUUUGCAUCCAAGUCUGAGGUCAAGGGGGUUUGCAGUGUGGGUUGUUGCUACCAUCUCUUAUCUGAGGAAUUUGAAAACCAGCAUAAAGAAUAUGCUCAAGAAAACUGGGGAUUUCCAAUGUGCCGCUAUCUGAAAGAGGAGCGAUGGUGCUGUGGCCGUAAUGCAAGAAUGUCGGCAUGUUUGGCAUUGGAACGGGUCGCAGUUGGCCAAGGGCUGCCUACCGAAUCACUGUUCUAUCGUGCCGUUCUUCAGAGCAUUAUUAAAGAUUAUUAUGGCAUCAGCAAAUGCGAUCGGCACGUUGGUAAAAUUUAUUCCAAAUGCUCUUCCUUUCUGGAUUAUGUCAGAAUGUCUCUUAAGAAGCUUGGAUUAGAUGAGUCCAAGGUUUCUGAAGAAGUCAUAAUGGACUACUAUGACAAAUAUAAGCCUAGAAUGAUUGAGCUGGAGGCAUUUAAUAUGUUGAAAGUUGUUCUGGCUCCUUGUGUAGAAACCCUGAUUCUUCUUGACCGACUUUGUUACCUGAAGGAACAGGAUGAUAUAGGAUGGUCUGCCCUUGUGAAGUUGUUUGACCCUGUGCAGUCUCCCAGAUGCUACGCUGUCAUUGCUCUGAAGAAGCAGUGUGGUCGUAGCUGACACAUGUUGUGAAUCAAUCUGUUAGUGACUCACUUCAAAGACUACUUAUCAUAUUAUGUAAACAUUUUUAAACAAUUUCUAUAUUUUAAAUAAUAAAAUAAUAGCUUA
Acomys russatus (golden spiny mouse) is the source of this 2029-nucleotide messenger RNA. RefSeq names its product methyltransferase like 25 (gene Mettl25). The transcript is spliced from 12 exons. Lineage: Eukaryota; Metazoa; Chordata; Mammalia; Rodentia; Muridae. The record is from RefSeq and is a predicted model, not a curated record. Bases 2 to 1921 code for a protein of 639 amino acids.